AUGGCUCAGAGCCAGGAGGUUUCACCGCCGGGAAUGGCAAAACUCAAGCGGCUCCGCCAACUAGGCAACAUUGAUAUGUACCAACUAGCCAUGUAUAUGCUGGACCAAUAUCGUGGAACCUCUGUCUCCGGCCGCUAUGUAAUCCCCGCCUACCUCGCCGGCUCGGACGCCCGCCCUCGGCUCGUCAGCACCGUCGAGGCCGCGAUCUGCGACGCGGUCCUGCAGCAUCCCACGUUGCAAGUAGGGAUCGCCGAUGCCGAUUCGAGAAAGCCUACCUGGGUCCAGCUGGAAAGCCUCGAUCUGGACGAGCACCUCACCUGGCGCUUCCUCGACCGGUCGUCAGAAUUCGAAGACGUGUUACGAGAAACCACCAUGUCCCAGCUCGACGCUAGAUUCCCAGACCUCGAGAAGCGGCCAGGCUGGAAGAUCACCCUGCUGCACCAGGAGCAGACGGACUUCGUGGAGAUCCUGUUUACCUGGAACCACCCGCACGCGGACGGCAUGAGCGGCAAGAUCUUCCACGAAACCCUGCUGCGGAGCUUCGACGCGGCGAGGACAAGCACGGCAGGGCGCGACGCAGCGAGCCGCGCCCUCGCGCUGCCCGCGUCGCCGCCGGACCUGCCGCCGCCGAUCGAGCGGGCCGUGAAGCUCCCGCGAGACGCUGGCGAGCUGGGCGCCGGUGCGCACGGCGUCGGCGGCGCGGCGCUAGCCCGCGUGCUCGCGGCGUGCCGCCGCCGCCGCACCACGCUGACGGGGCUGCUGCACGUGCUGGCCCUCGCGUCGCUCGCGUCGCGCGUCGCGCGCGCCCGCGCCCCGGGCUUCCAGAGCCUCACCGCCGUCAACUUGCGGCGCUUCAUCCCGGCGCCAGCGCCCCACCGCGCUAUGAGCAACUGCGUGACGCUGCGGACGCACGAGUUUGGCGCGGCGGCGGUCGCGGCGGCGGUCCGCGCCAACAUCGCGCGCAGGCUCGAGGCCGGCGUCCGGAAUGACCAGGUCGGGAUCACGAAGUUCGUGGGCGACUGGCAGGCGCAGAUGCGCGACACGGCGCGGCGGCCGCGGCAGUGCUCCUGGUUCGUGACGAACCUAGGGGCGAUCGGGGCGCGGCCGCAACGGGAGGAGGCGGAGGAGGAGGACGGGGGCGAGGCCGAGGGCGACGCGAGGGCGUGGGCGCUGCGCCGCGCGCAGUUCGCGGUCAGCGCCGAGACGACGCAGGCGGCGCCCAUGAUCGCGACGAUGACGGUCGCCGGCGAGGGCCUGCGCGUCGCCUGCAGCUGGCAGGAGUGCAUCUUCGACGUCGCCCUCGGCGACCGCGUCGUCGCCGACUUGGAGCGCUGGCUGCAGCAGGUCGCGGCGCUGCCCGAGUAG
This is a messenger RNA of Durotheca rogersii, 1365 nucleotides long. RefSeq lists its product as uncharacterized. Gene Ontology annotation, molecular function: N-acetyltransferase activity. Lineage: Eukaryota; Fungi; Ascomycota; Sordariomycetes; Xylariales; Xylariaceae. The transcript is spliced from 4 exons. The record is from RefSeq and is a predicted model, not a curated record. Bases 1 to 1365 code for a protein of 454 amino acids.